AGGAAAAAUUGUUUCCUGCAAUCCUACUACACUGGAAGAAAUACCAAUCAUGUAUGAUUGAACAAUUGAAGUCUUCUGGGAAACAACUUGUUAUUGCUGGUGAUGGGAGACAUGAUUCAAUGGGGCACAGUGCAAAAUACUGUGCAUACUCAGUGUUUUGUUGCACUGUUCCCAACAUUAUUGAUUUUUCUAUUGUGCAGGUAAUUUGUGUCCAAGGUAUUGAAAAAGAUUGCAAAGGAAAGUGGAUGUGAGGCAAUUUCACAAUGGAUCAAGCCAUGCACCAACCAUUUGUUUUGGAGUGUGACAACAACAUUCAGUGGGCAUGGAUUGGUAAUGUUAGCAAAAUUCAAGUCAUUUUUCAGCCACAUUAUAAACCGUCACAGUAAACUUCCUGAUCGACUUUUUACCAAGUGUGCACAUGAUUCAAAUAUCCAAGAUCGGAAAUGGCUUGAUGAGGGUUAGUCAAUAUAAUGUUAAAAGAAAGGAUAGAAGUGUCUAUAUUAAUACUAACUUCACCGAAAGAAUAUUUUGCAUUCCUGAAACCUUGUCUAGUACCGAUAAUGUCUAUAGACAUCACAUUAUACUUAGCAACUUAUGCUUUGCCUUUUAGAUUCCAUUGCCUACAUCAAGAUGCAUGCAGCUUUGACUAAGCGAAGUUUGGUAGCUGGAAUAAAAAAGGCUUCUCCACUAGAGCAGACUAGUUGCCUUGAAGGCUUUCAUUUGGUAUUGAAUCAGUUUUCACCCAAAAUGCUAAGCUACUCGUACCCUUGGAUGUUUGCAAGGUAGAGUAAAUGAUUAUGAAAACUGUUAUUUUUUUUAAUUAAGAAAUAAAGCAAACCUAAAAUAUUCCUGUUUUAGACAUGCCCUGGCAGUAAUUCAUUUUAAUAUUAACUUGAAGAGGGAUGUGAAAGAAAUCAAUGGUGUCAAACAAGUUAAAUUGGUAUAUCCUAAGUUCAAAAAUGGUGAGGCCGUUGUUAGAAAUGUUACAGUAAAACCAAAUUUUGGUAAGCAAAGCUUUUGCACAUAAACAGAACAUUGAGGUUAAUUCUGUGAACCACCUUGUCAGAUAUUGAUGACUAUUCAGGAUUAUUGUCAUUCUUAAAACUACUGUAAUACCCAAAUAAGAAGAUUUUCUGGAAUCUAUACCACCUCCAGCACUGUUAAUAGAAAUUAAGCAACAACCAGUCACCAAUGUUUAUGGAAAUAUUCUAUGAGUUGUGCAACUUGCACUGCAUCCACAUAUUCUCUGGAGAAUCUACACCCUCUGUAAGAUCUGACCUUGCCAAAUUUCAAUUUUUGUAGACUAUGUUGAAAAGAUAUACCAGACAACCCUAUGUGCUAUUAGAGAUAAUACAGUGAAUAAAGCAGAAAAAGAUCUGAAAUUAAUGACUCCUUUGCCAAGGAACAGCACGCUAAAUAAGCAGUCAAAGGAUGAGGCAAUCCAGAAACACAGUGCCAGAAAGGCCGUGACAACCAUUGAUGUACCUCCUACUAAUCCAGGUACAGUAUGUAUGACAAUUAAAACUAUCUUCAGUUCAGGAAUGUUCGGUAUGAGAAAUUUCCGGUAUCGGUAUACCGAAAAAAUUAUACCGAUAUUAUCGGUAUACCGGUCUUCCUGAAGGAAAUUGAAUAAUUCUAAAAGGGAAAACAAUCAUUUCGAAGCUGUUUCGAAUGACACAUACUCAAUGCAAAAUCUCACUGAAGUGGAAAUUCUAAAUCAUUGCAGUAGAAAGUUCUUUGAAUUGCCAUUCAGUAGUAAAAUAAAGGUUAUGGUUUGCCAUAUAGUUGGGAAAUUUAACACGGUAUACUGAAAAAUUCCGGUAUAUCGGUAUGGUUGAAUAUCCGGUAUCGAUAUACCAAUAUUGAUUUAAUACCGAUAUUUUCGGUAUAUCGGUAUACCGAACAGUCCUACUUCAGACUAAAAUAAUCUAACAUUAGACAAUGUCAGUAAAUGAAUAAAAUAGGCAUAUUGCUGUGACAAUUUUUACUGUAAAGACUGUAAAGUUAGCCAUUGUUCGAACCAUAUUCGGAACGUUCAGUAUGUGUACCCCAAAUUUCUUUUAACAGAAACUCAUUGCAUAGAUACAUAAUAGAAUAUAAAUAAAUAUUGUUUUAAUUAUAACUACAUCAACUAUAUAUUCUUUUUUAAGCGUUUGACUUUGAUUUCAUAAAUAGUCUUAAUCAAGUGCUCCUGCCAUUUCAAAUAUUUAAGGAUGAGCGUCAGGGUCAUGCAUUGCAGACUUUUAUUAUUGUCAGCAACAAAUAACGAUAAAAAUUAUCUUGUUUGGUUCAUUUCCAAAAAAAAUAUAUGUAAACGUUCUGAGCAGGGAUUCAUAAAGAAUGGUUUAAAUAAUUGACGGAUUAAAAAGACAUUUCCCGAUCAGUAGUCCCAGUCGGCCCAUGAAAUGGAUACCAGCAGGAAAGGAAGUUGCACCUGCAAUGCAUGACCCUGACACUCAUCCUUUAAUUAAACAUAUUAAACUAUUUGGCUCCUUCUAUUUUGUACUUUAGUACAAGAAGCUCCAGUCAGCCAGGAUCAAACAACAGGAAGAGCAAAACCACACUGUUCCAUUUGUAAGCAACCCAUGAAAGGUCAUAAAAAUGUUGCUAAUUGCCCAAAGAACCAGAAGUAACUGCAAUGGCUAAGCACUCCUAUGGCCUGUAUGGGCAGAACUGAUUAAUAUACAUGUGCUUACAAACAUUGUACUAGCAAUAAUUUAAACUUUUACCAUAUAUUAACUUUUUAUAUUUCGUCUUCCUCAUAUCCAACAAAGUUAUCAUCAACAACUUUAAAGGUUGUACGGAUGGCAUGGUAUGCACAUACAGGUAAAGGGAUUCUUUUGUCACGAAUGACACCAUGCACCAUUCUUGUAAAUUGUCUAUAUGAGACACUACGAAGAAACCUGUGCAAGUAAAAAAAGUACUAAGUAAACUGAAUGCAUUUUAUAGGUAUCAAAUAUAGAUAUCAGUCAGUACCAAUUGUAUCAAUGCCCC
This is a messenger RNA of Paramuricea clavata, 2994 nucleotides long. The record is from the annotation of a GenBank genome assembly. Lineage: Eukaryota; Metazoa; Cnidaria; Anthozoa; Malacalcyonacea; Plexauridae.